Closterium sp. NIES-65 is the source of this 2973-nucleotide messenger RNA. Lineage: Eukaryota; Viridiplantae; Streptophyta; Zygnematophyceae; Desmidiales; Closteriaceae. The record is from the annotation of a GenBank genome assembly.
AUGAGCGACGGCGCGGCAUCCGCGUCGAAGCCGCGUUCCGUGCACGUGCCGAAGCUGCGCAAGGGGAAGGGCCCCUCCGCGGCGCUCCCCGUGUUCGGCUCGUGGAACGCUCCGCAGCCCCCGCCGAAUUUCAACAAGGGCUCGUCGGCGGAAAACGCGGCGGCGCAGGCGGCGGCGGCGGCGAUCCGCGCGGCGACCGCGGGCGCGGGCGGGGACGGGCAGCCAAAAUUCACGGAGGUGUUUCGCGCGAAAGGGGAGCAGCGCGGGAACGGGCAGUGCGCGUGGCCUGAGUACGACGCGAUUCUGGCGAAGCAGACGAUGAUGCACGAUAGGCUGCGCGCCGAGCAGAUGCUGACUCAGCAGCAGCAGAUGAUGACUCACCACCGGCAAUCAAGCAAGCGCUGUUACUUGCCCCGUUAUCUUCCUCCCCACCAUCCCUCCGCGUCUCCAUCCUUCCCCCCUUCCAACCCCCUUCCGCCCCCAUUCUGCUUCCGCCUUACCGCUCGCCCUUCCAGCAACCCUCACCCGUCUUCUCCUCUCGUUCUUACCCGCCUCCUUACCCCCUUUCUCUCCCCCAUCCCCCUCCCUUCCCUCCCCCACCCUUUCCCCUUGCGUUCUACCCAGAACUCCCUGGUUUCCCCACAGACUUCUGACUCCUCGUUCCCCCAGUCCUUCCCCCAGCCCUUCCCCAGCGUCACUUCUUCCCCCGACCCCUACGCCUUCCCCCCAUCCGCCUCCCUUCCGCUGCCCCCAUCCUCUGCCCCCGCGCCCCCGCCCUUCUUCCCCUCCUCCUCCUCUCUCCCCCAGCCCAGUACUGCCGCGCAGCCCCCCCCACCAUCCCCCCCAGCGGCUCUCGUUCCGCCUAUCGUCCUCCCCCCGCCUUCCGCCACCUCUGCCCCUUCCGACUCCGCCCCACCCCCUCCCUUUCUCGCGCCUGUGCAAUCCGCACCGGUCCCUCCGCCCCCAUUCGUCAAGCCCUCUCCCCUUGCUGCGUCUGAACCACCACCGCUGCACCGUGCCUCUCCCCCUGCUGGUUCGGACUCCCCACCGCUACACUACGCCUCUCUGCCUGCUGCCAUGACUGCCCCUCCGCCUGCCCCUCCGCCUGCUGCUCCGUCUGCUGCUCCGCCUGCCCCGGCCCUUCCACCCGCCCCUGCGCGCGAGUAUGGGUACGAAUACGCGCCUGCCCCUGUGCCUUCGCCUGUCCCCGCGCCCGUGUUUGCUGCUGGUGCUGCCCCUUCGUACACAAGUGGUGGCGAGGGAGGGGUAGCAGCACCAGCAGGGGCGGAAGGGCAGGGAACGCACGGGGGACAGGGAGCGCAGGGAGCGGGAGAGGUGCUGCGGGGAACGGGGAAAGAGGAGUUUGGGGGGCACGGGCAUGGGGAGGGCAGUGUGGGGAUGGCAGGGCGAGGGUAUGUGUGGGGUGGGGAAACGGAGGGGUAUGGGAGUGGAUUGGAGGGGUAUGGUGGUGGAAUGGAGGGGUAUGGAGGGGGAAUGCAGGGGUACGGAGGGGGGAUGCAGGGGUAUGGAGGGGCGGGGAUGGUGGCGAUGAGUGCAGAGAUGGGGAUGGGAUUGGCUGUGGUGGAGGAAGGGGAAGAUGAGGGGCUGGAUAGCGAAAUGGCAGAGCAGAGUGAGGGGGGCGAGGUGGAGGGACAGAGGCAAGGGCAGGGGCAGGGGCAGGGGCAGGGGCAGGGGCAGGGGCAGGGGCAGGGGCAGGGGGAGGUAAAGAAGGGGUAUGAAGGGGAAAGGGAGGUGGGGGAAGAGUGGAGCAGGAAGGAGGAGGCCGUUGUGGGAGUGGGGGUUGAGCGAGUGGGAGGAGGAGAGAUUGGGAGUGAGGGAGAGGAGGGGGUGAAAGAGGAGGCCAGGGAUAAUUUCACUACCAGUGUCACAACCAGCGUUGCUACCGGUGUUGCCGCUGGUGUCUCUACCGGUGUUGCUACCGGUGUUGCUACUGGUGUUGCUACUGGUGUUGCUGCUGGGGAGGGGGCUGGGGAGGGAGAGGCAAAGGCAGCUGGGAGGGAGUACGAGCGGAGGUGGUGGGAGGAGGAAUCCGGGCAGGAGUCUGCAGUAGGCGGGGGGGAUGAGAGGGACGGCAUGGGGGGAGGCGGUGGGGACGGAGGCGCGGAGUGGGGUCGUGCCCAGUCAGGAGGGCAGUCAGGCAAUCAAUCCGGUGAAGCGGGUGCAGGAGGGGGUCUGUACAUGUUCAGCGGGCUGACAGGGAGUGACUAUACCGGGAGUGACUAUGCUGGCAGCGGCUGCUUUGUUGAUCCAGGGAACAACUCUGGUGGCCCCCUUGCGGCCACCGCUGCUGCUGCUGGUGCUGGUGCCUCUGCGUUUGCUGCAGCAGGGACGAGGCCAGCAGCAGGGGGAGGAGGAGGAGGAGAGGGGGGAGGUGUGGGAGGAGUGGGGUAUAUGAGUGGUCAACCUCCAGUAGCAGCUGGGGGCGAAGGGGGAGUGGGAGCCGGGGGGGUCAUGAGCGCGGGUGGGGAAGGAGCGAGCGGAGGGAGCGGCGGCGGCGGGUACACAGAGUUUUAUGAGGCGCAUAUGGCUGGCAGGAAGCAAGAGACUACCCUGGGUAGUGACUAUGGCCCUGCUGCUGCUGGGGCGGUGGUGGCAGGAGGGGGGGUGGCAGCAGGGGGAGUCGCAGCAGGAGCAGCAGGAGCAGGAGGAUCGGUAGCAGCGGAAGAGGAGGCGGCAUGGGCAGGCGGGGAGGCGAAGACGGGGGGGCAGGAAUCGUCAUGCGGGGCACUGGUGGAGAUGGUGAUGGCGCCGCCGUUUGUGGGCAUGGACUCUCCCACGUAUGUCAGGCGCGCUGGUAGCCUAUCCCGGUCUGCUGAGAUGCCACCAGCAGCAGCAGCAGCAGCAGGAGGAGGAGGAGGAGCAGCAGGAGGAGGAGACGGGUCAGGGGCUUUAGCUUUGGUUCAGAAGCCAGCUCGCAAGAAAGGAGGCUUCUGUAGCUGCUUUGGCAUUUGA